GGCUCAGACCCCCUCGGCAUCCAGCACUCUCACUCCUGGCGGUGCCACUGUCCGGACCAGAUGUUGCUGUCCGAGCCAGGAGGACAGAGAGUUUGCAGAAUUUGGAACGCGGGAGCUAGGACCCACACCCGAGUCACACCGGCGCCCUAGGAGGUUAGAGAAGGCAAGGUGGCAGGACACCCGCGUGUACAAAGCGCGUGAGCGCGCGAGUGCGCGUGUAAAAGGUGGGUGGGGGGCAUUCACCAUCUCGGACCAGAAAGGGAACCAGAGCCGCGGACUCGGCCCCAGUCACCUGUCCACCGAAGCCGGUGCGCACAGCCUUCAAGCCUGGUCCCGUCCGAUCCGGGAGAGCCAUGAUCGCUUCUCGGGGACCCUGGGCCCCGCCGCCGGAUGAGAACCUCCUUCACCCUCCUCUCUCCUUCUUACCCGGGCUCCGGUAGAACCGACGCGGGCAGACGGGGCGGCAGCAAGACCCAGCCUCCAGCGGCCGCCAGAAGCGCCAUGAAAGCGCAGCACGCGGCCAAGCCCGAUCCUCCGGCUUCCAGCGCGGGGAGCGCCGGCGGCCCCACUCCGCUUGCCCCAGCCCUGCCCGACCCCUCGAGCGCCCCUCCGUGGGCUGCGGCGCCCGCAGCGCAGCCAGGCACCCGAGCCGAGCUGCCUUCCCGCCGGUGGCCGCCCGCGGACAGGUGUCCAGCUCCGCUCGGACCCGGGCCCCGCUGCACAGACCUCUUUCACAGCUACGCCCCUGUCCCGGAACGGUCCCAGGGACUCUCGGUGCAGACUCCUGUUACACACUGUAAAUUCAACUUUACCUCCUGCCCGGGCUCCCAGCUGCUUGCUCUGCGUGCCCAGCCGUGGCUCUCCUCCGGGUGGAGCGCGGCGUCCCCAGAGCCCACAGCUCAGAGUCCGGCACCGCCCCGUGAGCCGCCCCCAGGCCGCCCUGGCCAGCGAGUCCCCGCAACGGUAGCGCGGCGCCCCCUCGUGCCCAGCGGGUCCCAGGGCGAGGCCCCUACUGUGGCUUGGGAAGCUCCAGGCUGGGCUCUUUGGGCACUGUGUGGGACCAUGGAGGGACAAAGGCACCCAAACACAUGGGUUUCUACACUCACAUUCAGCCGCACUCAAAAAGGCACACAGGUGCACACGCAUGAAUUCACAAGCUCACCAGAACUCACAUUCACCACCCAUACACACCUGAGGGGACUCAUACAACCACAUAGGCACACGCACAUGGUUUAUGCAUAAGCGCUUGAUCACACAUACAUGGGAGCUAAUAGUGCAUACAUGAGACACACUGGUGCACACCCUCACACACAGCUAUUUGUAUGGCUCAGGCCAAGUAAGGAACCCACUCGCCUAAAUUCAGAGCCCAUGCCAUUUGAAACGUGUGGACUGGCCCCUCCGAAGCCGUGCUCCAGGGGAAGGAAACAAGCUCUUUCAAACAAACUCCAGAGACAUUUAGGAUGGGAACGUAGUUUUCCAGUCUACGGACAAGUUCCAACUGUGCGAUCUGGAGAUCCAGGGCAAGCAGAGGCUCUGUGAUCCUUCCUAUGACAGGGGUAUUUAAUGGAUCCGGUGGCGGGAGGCCUCUGGUGGCCACUGUGUCACUGUUUGCAUGGAGAGGGCGAUGUUCUUUCCCAGCCUCUCUCCUGGAUUAGGCCUGGAAGAGAGAGGCGUUUUCUCCUUGGAAACCGUUCAUUGGAUUUAGAGCCCAGGAGCCCAGGCUCUACUAACUAUCCAGAGCCCAAGUCACCAAGUUCCUUCCACAGGAAAUGGCUGCUUCUGGGAUCUGUGACCUUUGAGGCAGUUCUGUUUGUCAACACAAUCUGUCCGGGGGCGGGGGCAGAUGCUCCUGGCCAGCCCUGUGGAUACUCAGUGACAGAGGUAGAAUGAACUGGGAACGCCUCUGAUGCAUUGAUAAGCAGAUUGAUAAGCGAGGUAACUCUCAGGAAGCUCUCAGCCAGCGCCCAGCUGCACACGUUUUCAUAGGCACAGACAAUCCAGGUGGGUCCUGGACCUCUUAUUGUCUGGCCCUAUACUGUUCGUCUUGGGAGGAAAUGGCCAGGUUCACCUGCACACUAGCCACCCUUUUAGACCCUCACCUUGGGCCAAGUCUCUGGGUCACAGUGACCACGCAGUGGAACUAGCCUGUUUCCCUCCCUCCCUUCUGAAGAUUGUCAUUAUCCAUUCCAGUCACCCAGCUCAUUUGCAGACAACCUUGACUCCCAGUCUCCAGGUCUUUACCUCCCACCCGGGCAGUUGUUGGGAUUCAUUUCCCUGAUGCGAUAUAAUGCUUCAGGUGGUUUUUUGUUUCUUUGUUUGUUUGUUUUGGGUUUUUUCUUUUUGAUUCUUUGAAAGGUAGAUUAUUACAAUUUGUUCCUAUUAAAUUUCACCUCAUUCAUUUUUAUUUCCCGUUUUCAUGAGCUUGUCAGGUGCUUUAGGAUCUUAGAUUUACCCUGUUGCCUUGUCUCCUUGGACAGAUACAAACUUGACUGGUUGCCUGGCGCAUCCUCAGUACGGGUCUUGUGCUGCAACAAGGCCCUGCACGAGAGUGCAGUCGGUGUUUCUGACAAGAACCAACUUCUGUGGGCCCAGAUGUCAGUGUCGGUGCUGGUCCCCACUUGGCUAUUCUAUCGGUCCAGUAUUUCCUAUGUGUUUUAGAGGGAUGCCAGCAUUGAUAUACUGUCCUCCGAAACUGAAAUAUAAUUGGUGGCACAAUUAAACUUUCGAGUCUACUACCAGUAUUGUACACAUACCAAAACAGAACAGGAAAGCGGCCCUAGUGUGAUUUCAUCACCGGUGUCCACCACUCCGAUUUGGUGUUUUGGAGAUCAGUGCAAGUAAGCUCCUAUGCCUGGGUUGCAUAGGAGUCGGUGUGUCCUUGCCCUCUCUCUGAGUGUCCUUGUGUGUACACCGAAAACAGUGGCAAGAAGUCCAUGUUGUUUCCUUUGGUAAUCUAGUGAGUUAUUGGGAAUGCCAGACUCACUGUAAGCAGAAAAAAAAAAAAAAGCUUGCAAAACACUGAAAUAAAAAGUUACA
Molecule: messenger RNA, 3036 nt
Organism: Mus caroli (Ryukyu mouse)
Lineage: Eukaryota; Metazoa; Chordata; Mammalia; Rodentia; Muridae
Source: RefSeq, a predicted model, not a curated record